This is a messenger RNA of Equus quagga, 1091 nucleotides long. RefSeq names its product proteasome 26S subunit, non-ATPase 9 (gene PSMD9). NCBI's taxonomy places the organism in Eukaryota, Metazoa, Chordata, Mammalia, Perissodactyla, Equidae. Gene Ontology annotation, cellular component: cytoplasm; nucleus. Gene Ontology annotation, biological process: proteasome regulatory particle assembly. The record is from RefSeq and is a predicted model, not a curated record. The coding region runs from base 63 to 737 and encodes 224 amino acids. The transcript has 6 exons. Gene Ontology annotation, molecular function: protein binding.
CACGGUCUUCUUGGGCGUCCGCAGCCGGGAACCCGGGUGUCCGGGAUCCGGAGCCGAGGUCCAUGAUGUCGGAGAAGGAAGCUGGGCAGAGCGGAGGCUCCCCGCAGGUCGGCGGGGCGACUGUCAGCGACAUCCAGGAGCUAAUACGGCGCAAGGAGGAGAUCGAGGCGCAGAUCAAGGCCAAUUAUGAAGUGCUGGAGAGCCAAAAAGGCAUUGGGAUGAACGAGCCGCUGGUGGACUGCGAGGGCUACCCCCGGUCAGACGUGGACCUGUACCAAGUCCGAACUGCAAGGCACAACAUUGUCUGCUUGCAGAAUGAUCACAAGGCGGUGAUGAAGCAGGUGGAGGAGGCCCUGCAUCAGCUACACGCUCGCGACAAGGAGAAGCAGGCCCGGGACAUGGCUGAGGCCCAAAAAGAGGCCAUGAACUGCAGCCUGGGCCAGAAUGAGGGCCUCAGCCCCCUUCAGGCCUUUGCCAAAGUGAACAGCAUCAGCCCUGGCUCCCCUGCCAGCAUUGCAGGUCUGCAAGUGGAUGACGAAAUUGUGGAGUUUGGCUCUGUAAACACCCAAAACUUCCAGUCACUGCAAAACAUUGGCAGCGUGGUGCAGCACAGUGAGGGGAAGCCCCUGACUGUGACAGUGAUCCGCAGAGGAGAGAAACACCAGCUUAGACUUGUCCCCACACGCUGGGCGGGAAAAGGACUGCUCGGCUGCAACAUUAUUCCUUUGCAAAGAUGAUUGUCCCUGGGGAACAGUAACAGGAAAGCAUCUUCUCUUGCCCUGGACUUGGGUCUGGAGGGAUUUCCUCCUCUUCUCUCCCUGAAGCUUAAGGAUCUGGAAGAGGCUGGAAGCCUGAACUUCUAGGUGGUGGAAACACUGUGGCCUCCCAGUGUAAUCUCUUGGGAUUAAGGCAUUGUUAAAAACUUGAUUUGUGCUCAGCAUCUUUUGCAAAUUUGGCCGUGGCCCCAAAUGGGAAUCCUCUGGCCUAAAUGUGGGCAGUGGGCUGGAGUUAUUCUGGCAGGUGCUGAUACGACUUUCUUCUUUUAGGAAUUUUUUUUCCCAAAUAAACACAGUUUUAAAGUACCAAUAUGA